Messenger RNA from Laetiporus sulphureus 93-53, 546 nucleotides. RefSeq lists its product as uncharacterized. The transcript has a single exon. Lineage: Eukaryota; Fungi; Basidiomycota; Agaricomycetes; Polyporales; Laetiporaceae. The record is from RefSeq and is a predicted model, not a curated record. The coding region runs from base 1 to 546 and encodes 181 amino acids.
AUGGCAAUGAUCUCUCGCACACUCACUGACUCUGUCCUCAUUACCACAACACCGAACCGCACAUCCCGGCUCUGGCUCACAAGCUUCAUGAUUAUGUUGUGGCUGACAACACUCCUCCUCCCUCCCAUCACGGAGCCACCACUCAAAAUAGCGAACACGCAACCUCAGCAAAGCAUACACGGGCGGUGGACACUACUGGAGGAAAUUAUACCGCAAGGCUUCCAGCGUCCCCCGAACACCGAUGACGUAGUGGACUCUUCAUACCUGUCUGAGCAUUGGCCUUUUGCGGAAGAGAACAUUUCACAAUUGCGCCUUGACGGCCCUCGCCGGGAUUCACCUCAUAGACCAUCACCUUCGGCAAGCUCUCAACAGAUCCUCCAUCUCACACGCGAUGCGAUGGAAGAUGACGCUGCAGCACGCGGUGUGUCGGCCUCCUUCGAAGAAGUGGUCGCUUCGUUCCGCGCCGUUGCCGUUGUGGGGAAGCAGCAGGAGCAGCGGAUUGCUGCAGCCAAACAAGGGAGGAAAGGAAAGAAAUAUAGGUCAUAG